Messenger RNA from Rotaria socialis, 2343 nucleotides. The record is from the annotation of a GenBank genome assembly. NCBI's taxonomy places the organism in Eukaryota, Metazoa, Rotifera, Eurotatoria, Philodinida, Philodinidae.
AUGCAUUUCGUACAAUUAAUUUUCGUUUAUAUUGUACUUUGUCUAUCCGAUUUAUCAGCUAAAACCAAUGAUUUUAAUCCAUACGAAGUUCUUGGUUUAUCACGCACAGCAUCAGAUAAAGACAUUCGACAAGCGUAUAAAAAACUAGCAAAACAUUGGCAUCCCGACAAAAAUUCUGAACCGAAUGCACACGAACAAUUUACAAAAAUCAAUGCAGCUUAUGAAAUUCUAUCGGAUUCGACAAAACGACAAAAUUAUGAUGAGUAUGGCACGACAUCACAAGAUAAUCAUCGUGGUUUUAAUACGAAUCAUUUUCGUGAUCCGUAUGAUAUAUUUCGAGCACAUUUUAGUGGUGAUUUUAAUUUUUUUCAUGAAUCACCAACUGGUGCAAAAAAAUUCAUUCAUACUCGUGAAUUUCUGAGUAAUAUUUUACCAAAUAGUGAUAAAAAACCGUAUGUGCUUUUCGGUAGUACAAAUUUUUGUUCUACGUGUCGUCAACCAUUAGGAAUAUUUCGUGCGUUGGAAAAACAAUUUAAUGAUGUUGGUAUUGGUACUGCAGAAUUCAAUGCUCAUGAUCAACGUUUAAGUAAUGAAUUAGGCAUAUCAAGCGCUCCGUCAUUGUGUGUUAUUAGUCAACGUCGUGUUUAUCAUUUUAAUGAUCAUGGAAAAAUAACUGAAUAUACAGAAUCAAAUGUAAAAGAAUUCGUACGAAAAUCAAUACCAAUCAAACGAUUUAUCAAAAUAUUACAAACUCCAGAUGAUAUACUCUCGUUAAUAUCAUCAUAUAAUAAAACAAAUCGUGUUUAUGCAAUUCUAAUCACUAAACAAAAAGCACCCACGCUAAAAUUUGUGAUACCUUGUUUACAACAGUUAACACGAAUACAAUGUGCUUUAUUAAAUUCAUCUGUGAUGAUGACUAGUCAAUUGCCAUCUUUUCUUAAGCCAAUAUCUACUUUGUCCGAUACAGUUUUAUUCUUUAAAGAAGAUAAAAAUCCAAUAGCAGUUAUUAGAGAUAAUGAUUUAACUUUUGAGAACGUUCAAAAAUUAUUCGAAUCAAAUCAACUUUUACAUCUACCGACAAUUACAAGCUCAAAUGUAUUCAAUUUAGUGUGUCAAACAAAUUCGGCAAAGCCUUGCUUUUUAAUCAUUGGCGAUCCAAAUCUUUUCGAACAAUAUCGAUCAUCAUUUGUAUAUCUUGCUAAACAAUUAUUUGAACAACAUGGACUACGUAUGGCCUAUCUUGAUUCUUCUGCAACACAACAAAUUAGUUUUAGUAAAAUUUUCUCUCCGAUUUAUCCUCCAAAUGAUAAAAGACUACUUAUCGUUGUCAUUCGUCGAUGGUUCGACGACACUGUUGAAUUAGUUAAUACCGAAAUUGAAUUUGAUGGCAAAUCUUUAAAUGAAUUCAAACGUAAUAAUUUCAAUAUGGCAGCUGAUAUUGAAGCUAAUUUGAAAUUAUAUUUAACUAUUCGUUGGCAGAAUAUUAAAAAAUUUACAUUACCAACCAUCUUUGAUUUUGACGACAGAAAUGAAAAUGUUCUCAUAAUAAUUACUAAUCUAAUUCAAGAUAAAUGGAAUUAUUGGUUUGAAAGAAAUUCAAUUGUUCGAUCUCUAUCAGUCUAUGUUUUUACAUAUCAAUUCCUGUUAUUUUUUCUUUCGAUACUUAUUUAUUUCUUCUAUGCAAAAACAAAUUCGAGUAGUAAUGUACAAAAUGAUCUAAAACAACCGAGAAGAUCAUAUUUUUCAUCUUCAGCAGCAGCAACAACAACAAUGAAUAGAAGACCGAGUGAAAUUUAUCGAGAAUCCACAAAAGCAACUAAAUUAAACGAAUUCGAUGAAUCAUUUCUUCAAAUUUAUACCGAUCCAAAUGCAUCAAAUGCAAUCAUAAUACUUCUUAUUGCUGAAACACCCAACGAUUCAUGCGUGGAAUAUUUUCAUAGGCAAAUUAGAUUAAUUAGCGAUUCUCGCAUGAACUUUGCUGUUCUUUAUCAUAAUUAUUCACCACGAUGGCUUAAUGAACUUAAAGCAAAUAUAGAAGAUGAUCAAAAUCAUCAGUUAGGUCAAUUUAUUACAUCAACUGUACUUGCUUUGUAUAUACGACGAAAAUUUUUUGUACCGUAUGGACCGAUAUUAAAUAAAAAUGGUCAUGAUGAGCUAUCGGAUGAAACAGGUGCUUUCAUUGGAAUGGAUAAUCAUAAUUAUCGUUCAUCGUCCACGUCAUCAACUGAUUCGACAACAUCAACAACUGGCUCAUUAUCGUUUUCUGACUGGAUUGAUCUUCUUUUUGAUGGAAAUAUCAGAACACAUAUUUCUGUGACAGAGUGGCCGAUGAUAUUUCGUUGA